This is a messenger RNA of Erythranthe guttata (spotted monkey flower), 2997 nucleotides long. Lineage: Eukaryota; Viridiplantae; Streptophyta; Magnoliopsida; Lamiales; Phrymaceae. The record is from RefSeq and is a predicted model, not a curated record.
AUGGCAAAAUCCAUCAUUAUCUUUUCUUUCUUUAUCUUCUAUUCUCUUGCCUUAUACAGUCCAGUAACAUGCUUUAUAAGUAACAAAACAGAUUUAUUUUCAUUGCUGGCUUUGAAGGAAGCCAUAAAUGUCGAUCCAAACGGAGCUUUAAUCUCAUGGAAUCGAAAUACAAACUUUUGCACGUGGAACGGAGUCACAUGCGGUCGAAGGCACCCAAAUAGAGUUAUCGCCAUAAAGCUGGAUUCUCAAGGCUUGAUUGGAUCACUCUCACCUCACAUAGGUAAUCUCUCAUUCCUUAGAGAAAUCAAUCUCCAAAACAAUAGUUUCAACGGCCGAAUUCCGCAGGAAAUCGGCCUUUUAAGACGACUUAAGUUUAUAGAAUUUAGCAACAAUUCUUUCACGGGAAGAAUAAUGCCCGAAAAUAUUACCCAAUGGAGAAAUCUGGUUUAUCUUAACUUGAUCGACAACAAUCUCUCCGGGGCCAUACCUUCGGAGCUCCAUUUUUUGGAGAAACUAGAAGCUCUAGGCUUGGGUAAGAACAAAAUUUUAGGAGAUAUCCCUCAAUAUAUAGGAAACCUAACAUCUAUGAUACAACUUUCUCUAAGGUCUUGCGACUUGAAUGGAGAAAUUCCCGAAUCCUUGGCCCAACUUCAGAAACUAAGACGUCUUAAUUUGGGUGAAAACAAUCUCACAGGCACCAUUCCUCCGAGUGUCUUCAAUAUAUCUACUAUUAGGAGUUUUACAGUUGAUUUUAAUCUUCUUUAUGGAAUAAUACCCUCUACUAUAGGCCUCACUCUCCCUAACCUGAGGUUUCUGAGUUUGGGAAAAAAUAAAUUUAGUGGCAGUGUUCCGAUUUCAAUAUCAAAUGCUUCUUCACUUGAAACGAUUGUGUUAACACUAAACGAUUUUAGUGGGCCAAUGCCAAUGCUUGGAGGUCUUUCACAACUUAAAUCCUUAUAUGCCGCAAAUAUAUUAAUUGAAGAUGAUAUUAGUUUCAUUUCAUCACUCACUAACUGCACUCAACUACGAGUUCUUGAUCUAUCCAGCCCAUUUAUUAGUGGUACAAUUCCACAAAGAAUCGCAAACUUCUCUGUUCACAUUACUACUAUAGGGAUUUUUGGUACUCAAGUACGCGGAAAAAUUCCAUCAGGUAUCGAAAACCUUGUUGGCCUCACUUUCUUGGGUCUUGCAAGAAAUUCUCUCGAGGGUUCGAUUCCUUCGGGCAUUGGGAAACUUAUUAAUCUUAAUAUUCUCAGCUUGGAAGAAAAUAGAUUUACGGGGGAAAUACCAUCUAUAUUCGGAAACUUGAGCUUGUUGACUAAUUUGUACAUGCAAGGAAACAACUUUUCGGGGCCUAUACCUCAGAGUAUCGGUAACUGCUCUAAGUUGCUAGGAUUAUAUCUUUCGCGUAAUAGUCUUAGUGGCUUCAUACCUCAAGAGCUUAUGAAUCUUUCCUCGAUUUCUAUUUCCUUGGACCUAUCUUACAAUGCAUUAACGGGUUCGAUUCCGGUUGAAGUUGGAUCGUUGAGAAACCUAGCAAGCUUAGAUUUCUCCAACAAUAGAUUGUCCGGACUUAUUCCCAACUCAAUAGGAAAGUGCGUUAGCUUGGAACAACUUCAUCUCGAGGGAAAUUUAUUUGAAGGACAAAUACCUCGAGGACUAAGUUCUUCAAUGGGCUUAACAAAUUUGGAUCUUUCACGAAAUAAUUUAUCUGGGACAAUCCCAAGUUUUCUUGGCUUGCUACGACUCGAGCAAUUGAAUCUAUCGUUCAAUAUGUUGCAAGGACGAGUGCCAACAACUGGAGUAUUUGAAAAUGAGACUGCAAUUUCCUUACAAGGAAACAAACAACUAUGUGGAGUAAUUCUUCAGUUGGACCUUCCUCCUUGCACUUCAUCGAAGAAGAAAAACUUGUCAACUACACUCAAAAUCACGAUCCCAUUAAUAGCGGGAGUUGCGGCAAUUCUAUGCCUCGUCAUUUUUCUUUACAAGAGGAGAACACCAAAUAGAAAUACAUCUUCUCAAUCUCAACCAUCAUUCAAUGGAAUAUCUUUCUCGAGGCUUUCAUAUUCCGAUCUACUUAAAGCAACGGGCGGAUUCGUUGAAACUAGCCUAGUAGGCGUCGGAAGUUUUGGAUCUGUUUACAAAGGUAUUCUUGAUGACGGGCUCACAGUUUUAGCUGUGAAAGUGCUUAAUCGUGUUAUGAAAGGAGCCUCUAAGAGCUUCAUCGCGGAAUGCAAUGCACUUAGAGAGAUAAGACACAGAAAUCUCGUGAAAAUAUGGAGUGUUUGUGAAAGCAUAGACUUCCAUGGAAACGAAUUCAAAGCGAUUGUCUACGAGUUCAAGGCACUCGAGUAUCUCCAUUGUGGUACCGAUUCGGUAAUUGUUCAUGGGGAUUUGAAGCCGAGUAACAUUCUCUUGGAUCAAGAUAUGACGGCUUGUGUCGGUGAUUUCGGUCUAUCAAAAAUUAUUUCAAGCCCACCGCACGAAAGCAACAACACACUCGUGAUCAAGGGUAGUUUCGGAUACAUUCCACCUGAAUAUGGCAUGAGCAACUUGGUCUCGACCAAAGGGGAUGUGUAUAGCUACGGUAUUCUUGUCUUGGAGAUGUUCACGAAUAAAAGACCAACUGAUGAUUCGUUAAGGAACAUGCACGACGGCGCGUUUCAGAUCAAGGAAGGGGAUAUGCUGUACGGGUAUCAGCCGUUUGCCACGAAAGAUUCCAGAAUAUUCGACCGGGCCGAUGAGUUUGUUCUGGACCGGUUCGUCGGGGAAGAAGGGGAGGAGAUGCUGAAGCACGUGCUCUGGUCGAACGGGCCGGAGAGUGGGGCCCCCUCCGUGAACAACAAACAGUGCGCCGGGAAGGAUAUCGUUGUGCUGGCUUUGAGGCUGCUGCUGGUGGAGCUGUUCCGACGGUACUACUCGUUCGAUAUUGAGGUUUUGGCGUCGCCGCUCGGCGCCGCCGUUACCGUGACGUCGCUGAAACAGGCCGGUUUCUAG